Messenger RNA from Akanthomyces muscarius, 2409 nucleotides. RefSeq lists its product as uncharacterized. Gene Ontology annotation, molecular function: enoyl-CoA hydratase activity. The transcript has a single exon. Lineage: Eukaryota; Fungi; Ascomycota; Sordariomycetes; Hypocreales; Cordycipitaceae. Bases 1 to 2409 code for a protein of 802 amino acids. Gene Ontology annotation, cellular component: mitochondrion. The record is from RefSeq and is a predicted model, not a curated record. Gene Ontology annotation, biological process: fatty acid beta-oxidation.
AUGACUUCGUCCUUUGCGGUUCCGUGUCCGCCCUUUCGCAUUACUCUUUCCCAGUGGGACAGAGUGUUUCCGCAUUGGGGCAAGAUCUUCCCGCCGAAGGAUGCCGUCCGCGUCUACUGCUUUGCUGUGGCGCCUGAUGUAGACAAGCAGGCAAUUGUCAACCAGCUUCAUUUGGCCCUUCAAAGCACCGUGCACAAGAUUCCAUUCCUCGGCGGAGCGCUUGUCUUGCCAUCCGCAAAGGAUAAGCCGUGGGAUGUUCGCCUCGUAUCAGAUGGCGCUGCUCGUUUAGACGUCCAGGACCUGUCCGACCGACAAAGCUUUGCAGAGCUAGCCAAGUUCAAAUUUGCGCAGCAUAUGUUUCCACAGGACAUCUUCCCGCCCGUCAACGAUGCCCUGCCGCCAGGUAGUCGUGUAAGCCUCUGCCGCAUACAAGCCACCUGGAUCGAUGGCGGCCUCUUACUGGUCACCUCGGUCAACCACACCGUGGCAGACGGCCGCGGCGUUACGGAAAUUGUCAAGAUAUUUGCCGACGCAUUCUGCAAAGCGCAACUAGGCGAGAUAUCAGCAGCUCCCGCCACAAACCAGGAGGAGUAUGUUUCCGACAGAACCCAAAGCCUUGCUGGGAGCGGCACGCCAGGCUCUGUCGACGCAUACGCUGCUUGGACUUCGGCGCCUGCUAUUACAACCACGAAACAGGCCAAGGUCCAAUCCUGCUCUCGCGUGUACCGAAUCGACCCCGACGCUCUCGUGGCGCUCAAGAACGCGGCUACGUGCACGCCCGCCUCGGCUGCGAGCCGCCUCUCUACAAAUGAUGCCAUUUCAGCCUUUAUCUGGCGCAGCGUGCUCCUGGCUCGUCACAGGGCAGGCCUUGUUAGCGCAAAUGAACUCUCACACAUUGCGCAGCCCAUCGAUUACCGAGCCAAGGUCGGCCUCGACGGAGCCUACCACGGCAACGUCAUGUACAUGACCCAAGGAUCUUUGCCGUUUUCCGAGCUAUCGCACCCUCGCACCGGGAUCGUCACCGCAGCCCAGGCUAUCCGAGCCCAGGUCCAGAGCGCUAGCGCAGACAAGUUUCGAGAUAUGCUCGCCCAUGCUGAGUACGUGGAGAACCGCGCAGACUGGCGGCUGCGCAUCGUCGACGACAUCCUCACUUCGGGCCUCAUCGUGACGAGCCACUUCAGGUUUCCCCUCUACGAUAUUGACUUUGGCCCGGCUGUCGAGGGUGGGCGCGCGAAAGCGUUUCGCUUCCCUGCUCGCGAGAGCAUGAUUGGCACCGCCGUCAUCUUCCCCCGGCUCCCAGACAGCAGCUGCGAGUUCAUGGUGACGGAGCAGCUAUCCACCAUGAACCUGCUUGCCGCCGAUGACAUGUUUUGUCAGUUUACGGGCGUCGAGCACAGCCCUCUGCCGACUACUCCCCCGAUGAGCCAAAGCUUCCCGCCAACGCCAGCGCUAUCGGACAUGGACAGCAAGCCAGGCCAAUCCGUACAUUCGGAGCUGAGCCCACCGUCAGCGCCGGGGACCCAUGGUCUCGGCCUUCUUGGUGAAGCAGGAGAAGCCUGUAAUCCCGAACAGCUGCAUAUCAGUGACUUGCCGGCCCUGCACACAGGCACUAUCCGCGUUAUUACGUUGAACCGGCCACGGGCCAAGAACGCAUUUACGGUGCAGAUGAUGCACCAACUCUACCGCGAGCUGGAUAGGAUUCACACCGAGUGGGCAAGGGGCGUUACGGGCACUCGCGUCUUAAUUCUAGCCAGCGCCUUGGACGACGUAUUUUGCACCGGCGCGGAUCUGAAGCAGCGGCUCGUCAUGAACGACGCGCAAGUGGACGAGUUCCUCGGCGCCAUGCGCAGGACGCUUGCACACCUCGAGACGCUGCCCAUUCCGGCCGUUGCCGCCGUCGCCGGCGCGGCCCUAGGCGGUGGACUCGAGCUGGCCUUGUGCUGCCAUCUACGCGUCUUUUCCAGCGGCGCCGUUGUCGGCCUGCCCGAGACGAGACUGGGCGUCAUCCCCGGCGCUGGCGGCACUUACCGUCUUCCGCGUGUUGUCGGGCUAGGUCACGCACGAGAUCUCAUCCUUACAGGGCGGCGCGUCGGUGCCACGGAAGCGCUCGCAAUGGGUCUCUGCGACCGCGUUGUCGACCACGAUGACGGGGACAUGGCUCUUGGGAUUGGCGGCGGCGGCACUUCAGCCGCGACUCCACGACAAGCCACGCUGCAAGCCGCCAUCGAACUGGCUCGCGAAGUGUCGGCCGGCGCGCCCCUGGCAAUCCAGGCGGCCAUGACUGUGCUGUCGUGCGCAUCCUCUACGAUGGAGUCUACGGCGUACGCAUCGCUGCUGCACACGGCGGACCGCAUGGAGGGACUGAUGUCUUUUCGCGAGAAGCGGCCGGCGCGCUUCGUUGGAAAGUAG